GCCCUUAGUGUCCUCUUUGAGAUCGAACGAUGGCGUCUCACGGUAGCCGAGCGGCUCUACGAUCCGGGCUAGCUCUACGAACUUGUUCCAUCCAUUAUUAAGCUACCCGUUGCGUAUAUCCUGACCUGGACCACCCAGCCCGUUAGACCAAUCGUAAAGCGUUUUGCAGCCCCACUGUUUCCCGUGCAGUUUUUGGGCUGUACUUGUCAUCGGACAUUUAUGUUUCGAGCAUUAUAACAUUAAACUCUUCUUCGUUAAUAACAAUUUGCAGAAUUUUUUCUGUGCCUUGAUCUCAAAAGUUUUCCUUUCUUUUGCGUUUCGAGCCGUACAUUUGCUUGCCCAAUGCGAAAUCUGGAGAUCUUGUACCGGUAGUUUUAACAUGUUCAUCGGUGAUCAUUGUCAAAAGCGGAUUACUUAUGUAUGCAGUGAUGUCCACGAAUAUUAAAGCUCAGAUAGAGAUUAUUCCAUGUAAAGUCUGCGGUGAUAAGUCGUCGGGCGUCCACUAUGGGGUGAUCACCUGCGAGGGCUGCAAGGGAUUCUUUCGCCGCAGCCAGUCCUCCACAGUCAACUACCAAUGCCCUCGAAAUCGGAAUUGCAUCGUUGAUCGCGUGAAUCGGAAUCGUUGCCAGUACUGUCGCCUGCAGAAAUGCAUGAGACUGGGCAUGUCGCGGGAUGCGGUCAAGUUCGGGCGGAUGUCAAAGAAACAACGGGAGAAGGUGGAGGCGGAAGUGACGUUCCAUCGCAUGAACAACAUGCGCACGGCACAAGCUAACGAAGCGUCUCGAAACGGUCAUCCGAUCCCGGACAGUACUUAUGAUAUCAAUCAGCCGACCAGCUCCACGCCGAUAUCCUCUGGAUUUUCCGAGUCGUCUAGCCCGCCACCGUACACUCCCAAUUUCGGUCUACCCAACGGAGUGAUGAGCUCGUACCCGCCGAUGACCUAUCUCUCGGACAUGGCCCCGUAUAUCAGCGAACGUCCCGACAGCACCACCAUCGACCGCCAUCAUUCACCUCCACAGCAGGACAUUGUUGGUAGCAGUACACCGGGACACCUGACGCUGCCUUCGGAAGCGCAUAUGCUUUUCAAUACAGAGCGACUGACACGGGUGGUUUUGGAUGCCCAUCACAAAACCUGUAUGUUCUCCAAUCAGGAAGUUAUCCUGCGCCGCACCGAGUGGGAUGGCAAGGAUAGUCAGGGAUUCAAUACAUUCCAAGAUAUGUCGCGUCUCCAAGUCUGGUUGGAUUGUGCCACGAAACUGACCGACGUACUGCAGCAAAUUAUCGAAUUUGCCAAGUUGCUGCCUGGCUUUAUGAACCUUCGUCAAGAAGAUCAGAUUAUCCUGCUGAAAUCAGGUGGUUUCGAAGUAGCAGUACUGCGCGUCAGUCGUUAUUAUGAUCCGACAGCCAAUAUUGUCCUCUACGGCGACACAUUUGUUCCCAUUGAGAUUUUCCACCACAGUGCUGAGGGCGCAGAGUUCCAGUUUGUUACCAAGAUCUUCGAAUUUGCCAAGUCAAUUAUUGACAUGAACUUAACGGAAUCAGAGCUGGCACUAUUCAGUGCGGCGGUCCUCAUGUCGCCAGAUCGACCAGGUUUACGGGACCUGCCGGAAAUCGACUUCCUUCACAAGCAAAUCAUUGCUGCCUUACGGACGGAACUGUUGCGCACGAAGCGCUUCGAAGAGCAGUCGUAUUACGAGCGGCUGACGUACAAGCUGGAGACACUCCGUGAUCUCAGCAACGAGCAUCUGGUACUGCUGAGCAAUUUCAAGCGGCUCUACACCUCGGCCAUCGACAUCCAGAUCCCGCCGCUGCACCGCGAGCUGUUCCCCUGCGAUCGCGUAGCCUGAACCGCGUGCCGCACGGAUCACGUGACCCCGACAGUUCUCUCGACAUAAAGUUUCUAUACAGAGAAAGUGUUUGCUGUUUGUUCUCCUGAAAUGGAAUUUUAAUUCUGGUCUCUUCUAAUGGAAUGUGGACGGCUGCGACUGGAUGGAUCGACAAAAACGCGGGGGAAAGAAAUUUCUUCAGUUGUUCGUCGCGCUAUCCUUGUCGGCGAAAAGUUAACAGAGAGAUUUUAUCUUCGGAUAGACACACAGAGAGCUUUGUAUACAGUUUGUAGUUAAUUCGUGUAUAUUUAAAUUUUGCCUGUAAUUUACGCGCGGUUUUACUCCCUUUUUCUUUCUCCCCUCGCAUUAACUAAACCUCAUCCGAUUUGAUGCACACUGGUUAUUGUUGCGUUAUCGUUGUGUCGCCGUGGACGCCGGUUCCGGCGCAGCUGUGCGGGGACGAAUGUUUUGUUUGGGACAUUUGGAUCUUCCGUCAUUUUACCUAUGGACAUGACAUUUUUGCACUGCUUUUGGGAUUUUGGACAUAUCUUAUUCGUUAUUGUGUUUCAUCGGACGCUGUCGCAUCGCCAGGUGGUGGAGCAAUUCGCACACUUUGUUUUUCUAUUAUCUGUGUCCUUUUUAAGCGAUUUUAUCAUCUUUAGCGUUUAGAGAGAAGCCAUGUUCUUUUUUGCUUAAUGUCCCGAAUACGCGACUUUCGGUGGCAAUGUUUUUUGAUACCUUGGCGAGAAUGCUGGCUGCUGAAUUUUUCGAAAAACGGCCAGAGAAACAUAUUUUGUUUCUUCCGUUUUCAUUUGAUCUGGCUGGUAUUCUUGCUCCGGUGUAGAGAGCAGAGUUUUUUUUCUUUUGAGAAGUUAAUUUGCUGUAAUAGUCGUCCCCUUUUAUUCGCCUCCUGAUGCUGGUUGAUUCUGGAGAUUUUACUCUGUUAACUCUUUGAUGUUUUCUUGGCUUUGUUUUCUUUUACUAUCUGAAAAGCCUGUGCAAUUGUUGCUUUUGUCUUGAAAAUGCUUCGUGUUUUACUUUCUGUAUAAAAUAAAAUGUAUUCUGAUU
This is a messenger RNA of Paramacrobiotus metropolitanus, 2894 nucleotides long. RefSeq names its product probable nuclear hormone receptor HR3. NCBI's taxonomy places the organism in Eukaryota, Metazoa, Tardigrada, Eutardigrada, Parachela, Macrobiotidae. The transcript has 11 exons. Bases 417 to 1847 code for a protein of 476 amino acids. Gene Ontology annotation, biological process: regulation of transcription by RNA polymerase II. Gene Ontology annotation, cellular component: nucleus. Gene Ontology annotation, molecular function: nuclear receptor activity; RNA polymerase II cis-regulatory region sequence-specific DNA binding; zinc ion binding. The record is from RefSeq and is a predicted model, not a curated record.